Molecule: messenger RNA, 10419 nt
Organism: Acipenser ruthenus (sterlet)
Lineage: Eukaryota; Metazoa; Chordata; Actinopteri; Acipenseriformes; Acipenseridae
Product: zinc finger CCHC domain-containing protein 14-like
Exons: 13
Coding region: 951-3959 (1002 amino acids)
Molecular function (GO): zinc ion binding; nucleic acid binding; phosphatidylinositol binding
Source: RefSeq, a predicted model, not a curated record
CUGCGGGAGCAUCACACCUGAAAAGCGAAGAAUGAAAUUAAAGUAUUGAAUAAAGUGUUUUAUUUGUUCAUGAAGUAAUCGUGUCUGUCAAAUUAAAAUUUGACUUUAGAAAACGUUUUUGUGUGAAAACAGGAUGCUUUACUCUCUAACCAACAACAAAACUCCGUUUUGGAGUUUUUACAGUUUUGACAGACGAUCCCUAAUUUUUUUUUUUUUUUAUCUGAGCCAGACCGAAGAACCCGAAAAUAAAAAAACAACAGGAUUUUAAAAGAGAAAAGCGGACACGUUUUUAUUUAGCUAGCAGGUAUCAAAUUGGAGCAUAAGUCAGAUAUUGACAUAGAAUGUUUUUGACGUUUACAUUUUAACCCGGAAAUAUAGUUUUUUUUAUUUUAUUUUAUUUUUUUUAUUAUUGACUAGACCAAUUUAACUUGUGAAUGUGUUGAGAACUGAAAAAGCGAAAUAUUUAAGACAGGGGAUUCGUUAUCGCGUGAGGGAAAACCAAUGCACUAGUUUAAGUUUGGGAAGCUUUUUUUUUUUUUUUUUUUAGUAAAUAGAAGAUGUACUCAAAAAAUUGUCACAAUGGCAAAAAGAAGAUACUUUAUUAUUGUAUCAAACGUGCUGUAAAACUAAACUUAAAUGCUGAAACAUAAUGAAGAAAAAACUACAUGACGUACGAAUUCAGUCGAGUUGUUUUAAAAACAACGAAUACCAACAGGAAGGUAAAGAAGAACAUUUCUUUCAUUGGUUGUCAAAAGUCUUGUUUUUUUCUUAAGUAGUUUAAAAAAACCACAUACUGAUACGGUCUUGCUAAGCCGUGAUUUGCUUGCCUAAAAAAAGUUCAAUGGAGCAUUGAUUCGAGACAAGAAAACGCUAUUCAUAAACUGGGGACAGCUGUAAACUUGGAUUAGUGGCUAUUAUUAUUACCAUUAUAUAUACAAAAAACAUUUAAAAUGGUGGAAACGAGGUGUUUGGUUCAAAGGGAAGGUGUAUACCGAUGGUUCUCGGAGUUAAACUCUGCUCAGAGGGUCGAAUUCCUUUGUGGGCUGCUCGACCUCUGUGUGCCCAUAGAGCUUCGGUUUCUGGGUUGCUCCUUGGAGGAUUUGGCCAGAAAGGACUACCACUCGCUCCGUGAUGCCGAGAUCAAGGCUAACAACGCCGCCGACCUGGCCACUCUGACCAACAUAACGGACGAGGUGGUCCGGAGCAAAUUGUUGAUCGCUCUGGCACUGCUCAAUUCUGACAACCGGGAGGCAGCCGGGGUCCUUUUCAGAACUCUCACACAUAUCGACUCUAUCAUCAACAAUUAUGGGCUUCAGCUCAACGACGGGCAAACCGGGGACCAGUUUUUGCUUCUCUUCACCAUGGCUUCGAAUCACCCGGCCUUUAGUUUCCAUCAGAAACAAGUGCUGAGGCAGGAGCUGACUCAGAUACAGAGCAUUGUAAACACGACGUGCAAUAACGCCAACCUUACUACCACGAACACAGUUACUGUCACAACCUUUACCACCACCACGACAUUUAACUCUUGUACUGACUUUCAUUGCUGCCACAAGGCCUCACAUAGGGAUGAGAGCACGGCGAGCGUGGACAGUGUGAACAGCUUUGAAAAUGCACUCCAAGCCUCGGCACAUUCCUCGGAGGAGUCGUCACUCACAGGGCCUGCAGGGAAACACACCAGAGCAAGCAUUGAGGGAAUAGAACUAAAAGGAUUACCGACCAAAAAGAGUGAAAAAGCAACAGACUGUUCCUCUGAGGUCUUGUGGUCGGAUUCCACAGUAACAAAAGUAACCAAAGCUCAUAAAGAACUUACAGAAUUUGUCUCAAAGGUUUCCCAGCUUUUCCCAGAUGAAGCUGUAGGGCAGUUCAUUCCACUCCCAGCUGGCCUCGACUCUGCUUACCUGGAGGAGAGGAACCACACAGACCUGGAGCCGGACCCCAGGUACCUGGCCUCUCUACCUUCCCAUGUGUUGAAAAAUUACCAAGUCAAGCAAUUCUUCAGCCCUUUUUCAGUAACUCAGAACGUUCAAAACUUGAAUCCUGUCUGUACCUCCCAGCACAAAGUCACCCCUAGUACUGCUGUAAGGCCAAUUUGUGGUGUAGCCAGCAUACAGUCCACACAUUGCAGCAGCAGCAGCAGCACACUGCAAUCCUCUCCUCCCUCCUUCACGACGCCUUUUCCUCCAUCCCAGACCGUUGAGAACGUAUCCGCCUUGAUUACAACAAACACGACUUCCCCAGUCUUGCAGCCAAGCCAGGAACAGAAUGGGAUUCUCGACUGGCUUCGCAAACUGCGCUUGCACAAGUACUACCCCGUGUUCAAACAGCUCACCAUGGAAAAGUUUUUGGCACUCACAGAAGAAGACCUAAAUAAAUAUGAUCUCACCCAAGGAGCAAAGAAAAAAUUAAAAACCCAGCUGGAACUUCAAAAAGAGAAAUCUGAGAAGCGCUGCGUGUUGACCCCUUUUCAAGUGCCAAGCAGCGGUGUGGCCAGGGUACCCCCCACCAGUCAUGUCGGCCCAGUCCAGCCCAUUCAAACCAGCAGUGGUACAGAGCUGCGUGUGGAGGUGGAGCCGGGUCCUCACCCCAUCCCCAGGGACAGCAGCUCCUCCUCAGGGUACUCAAGCUCUCCCUCCAGCCCCAUGGGGAUCCAGACCCGGGACGAGACCUUCGAGAGCCCGGAGGACGGGAACAGAUGUACAGAGCCGGUGUUGGAGUGUCCUGACAUGGAAAAGUUGGCUGUGCCAAAUCACUUCAUAGCAGCCUGCGCUGCAAGGCCCACCGCUCAGGUCCUGCCAGUCCAGAAUGACACUGGUGCAAACUCCUCCCCCCUCCACCCCCCCUUGCCAGUCCUGCCAACCCUCUCCUCCAGCACCCCCCCAAGCCGCAUGCUCAGCACUAUCCGCAAAGCAGAGAGGGGGAGCUCCCGGCUGCCCCUGUCCCCUGUCCUCUCCCCUCUCUAUCUGGAGGAGAGAAUGAAAACUUUCCAGGUCUCUUCGGGGCCUGGCAGCAGCAUUAAAAUCGAGAAGAGGUUCCCCAGUGGCAACUUGGAGAUGUCCCCUGUGGAAAACAGCGCGGUGCCGGCAGGUCUUGUGAACUUCGGGAGACGGACCAAAAUCGGGCUGGACGUGGAUCCAAGACCGGCACAGCAACCGGGAUUGAUCAUCGAGACCAGUACAGCUACCACCGCCACAUCCAACACACACUAUCACAUGUCCCACCCACCUCUUAUUAACUCGCGGACGCUUCCUUACUCAGCAAACACCAAAGUUGCCUUUUCCGCAGUGAGCAGUGUGCCCAUGGCCGCUGUUCAUGGCACUUACUGUGUCAACAGUGGCGCCAGCCCUUCCAACAACCACUCGCCUGGCUCCAGUCCUACCCUCUCCUCCAUUGCAGAGAUCAGCUGCUACAGUAACAGCAGCACAGGCUCAGGGAUUUCAAACCAGAACCCGCAGCUGCAAGGAUGUGUGUGCAGCUCAUGUGGCUGCAAUGGGAACUGCGGCUCAUAUAGUGCCAUGCCUGCCAAUUAUGCUAGUUACUUCCAACACCCGUUUUCAGGGCCCUCCAUGAUUACCUUGCCGUUUUUGCACUUCAGCCCGCUGUGCAAUAAUGGCUACAUCAGCCCUCAGCAGUAUAACACCACCACCGGCUUCUCCUACCCUAUGGUCCCCCCGCCUAUGUACAACAGCAGCUUGACUCCGGAUUCCAUGCUGAGCAGCCAGUCUGGCUUUGUCAUGCCUCCGAUGCAGAAUUUCAUCGCAGGUGUGUACCAGGCCCAAGGGAUGACUGGUGGCACCAGUGGGGCUGGACAAAAGAAGAAUGGGAAUGUUUCGUGUUACAACUGUGGUGUCAGCGGACACCGAGCUCAGGACUGCAAGCAGCCCUCGAUGGAUUUGAAUCAGCAAGGUACCUUUAGGUUGAAGUACGCUCCUGCUCCUGAAAGUGUGGACUCUGCAGAUUAGUAUUACCAAGUGAAAGAUUAAAAACACAAAUUGCCAAACACUACACAAUGGAGCAUGCAGACAAACUGCUGUUGAUGCUAAAGUGUCUUACUGUGCCAUUCUCCAAAGGUGCUCUUAAUGUGUAUUCUUGGGAAUAAACAACUCUUGUUGUGCACUCGUUCUACCUUGUUUGAAGAUAAGGGAGGAUGUAUCAAGAAAUCGUGGAAUCAAUGGGGUUUCCUUUCAUAAUACUACAAACAGCAGGACUGAAAAUGUAUAACUUAAGAACAAAAAUGAAAGUCAGCUAAUCCGAUAGCUGGUGGGUUGACCCAGCACUACUUUGGGAAAACUAACUGGACAACUAGUUUUUUACGACUUUCUAGCAACACAACAUGAUACAUGUAUGGACAGAACAGAAUGUACCCUUUGCCAGGCCAGGCUGUUCAUCUUGGACCAAAAAUGACCACCAACUAAGCCUUCAACUUUGCACUUCUCAGGAGGCCAGUUGAAUGGGAAAAAAAUGGACAAAUCUUUAGGCUAAAUCAAAUACAUACAAAAUGUAUGCUGUUUUAUAUAAGGACAAAUGAUGUAAUCAUGGACAUAAAAAAAGAGUGAGCAUAGUGAUGACAGGAGCAGAUUGUCUGGAUUAAAACCAUAACAAAAAACAACCCACAAAGACUUCCUUAAAGGCAGAAGGCUGGGUUGUUGAUAAAGCAAAUCUCAAAUCCAGGAUAGCUGGGAAGAAAUGACAAGUUGUGGACUGCUUUGCAAGAUAUGGGCUUCUCUUGCCAUCCAGUCCUACCGGAAAGCCAAUGCUGCUUCUUGUAUCUCUAACUAGCAUCUACCCAGCAACUACCAGGAGUGUGGAGUUGAGUGUUGCAGUGAUGACAGAAGGCACUGCAGAGUGAGGACUGGAAUACUCCAGAAUGUGGAUUGGAUUGUUACAAAUCAAUUAUGCUGAUGGUCCGAGCUACAGUCCAGCAAGUUUUACUUUGAAGCUACAUGCUUGAGCUCUUGUGUGCAGCAGAUAUAUCAAUACAGAAGAUGUUGUCUGUCUUUUGGUUCAGCGCCUGUUCACAGUAAACUCCACCUGGUUCAGUAGGCCAAGCAUCCAUAACUUAAACUUAGGGGGUUAUUUAUAAAACUGGGUAAAUCUUUGCCAUGAAACAAAAAACAACACCCUUUUAAAAAGAUUCAAAUCAUUUUAUCAUGGAUAUUUUGGACACUAAAUAAACCAGCUGCUGCAAAACUUAUAGGAUACUGCAGUUAAAACAAUACUGUACAACAGUUAGUGUAAAUAGCAGGGAUUUCAGGUUUAAACUUAUGCCAAUAUGCUCGUUACAGUGUUUUUGAUUUGUUUGUUUUUUGUCACACCAGGGUUUUUUUCCAAAAAUAAGUACAUUUUAAUACUCAAGAUUAAACCAAAACGGCAGAAUCCUUGAAUUUCAAUGAACAUGGCAAGUUGAAAGAGCUAGUAUAACACGUAUACAAGACAGACCAAGACCUGUCUGUGGUGUUCUGUAUUUUCUUAUCAUACAGCUGUGAAAUACUUUUCAGUGCUACGUUGUAUUUGGGUAGCUCCGAUCUCUAUCAAAGCUGGGGGUGCAGUGCUGACAUGGGGACUGCCUUCAUUCUUUUCUGAUUGUGUGCACCUCAUCAUUGAAAAUCCCUAGUGCGCCAUCUGAUGAUUAAAUACUGUACUUUGAAACUGUAAGGGAGAUAAAAAGUCUAUCUAUAAAUAAUUGUGUGUGUUUAUUGAUAAAUCUACUGCUAUUGCCAAAAGUUUUGCAUCACCUAGAAUUUUAGGAUUGAGACAUAAUUAAAAUAUAUAUAUAUAUAUAUAUAUAUAUAUAUAUAUAUAUAUAUAUAUAUAUAUAUAUAUAUAUAUACACACACAUAUACACACACACAGGUAGUGGACAAAAAAAAUGGAAACACCAAUAUGAAGUCACUUAAUAGGGCGUUGGGCCACUAUGGUAUCCCGCUCUGUGGAGUUCUUGGUGGACUGUUUUUGAUGAAACUGCCUGCUCGCGCCCCAGGUUGAAAUUUGCAGUCAAUUGAUCUGCAGUUGCUCGCCUGUUUUGCCUUUCACUUCGGAUUAAUGCACGAAUAUCACAAUCCUGGAGUAUGCGCUUCUGCCCACUGUUGCCCUUUGCUGAUGAUGUCUUUCCCUUGGAGUUCCAUGCCGACAUCACCUUAGACACUGUUGCUCGUGAAACAUCAGCAAGUUGAGCUGUCUUGGUCACUGAAGCUCCUGCCAAACUCUUCCCCAACAAUCUCCCCUCUUUCAAAGUCACUGAGGUCUCCUCUUGCAGCCAUGCUAGCCAUAAUUAUAGGCAACCAGGCCUGUCAAGCAUUUUUAUACAUGACCCUAAGCAUGCUGGGAUGUUAUUUGAUUAAUUAACGCAUGAGCCACACCUGUGUGGAAGCCCUUGCUUUCAAUAUACUUGGUGUCCCUCAUUUACCCAAGUGUUUCCAUUUUUAUGUCCACUACAUAUAUAUAUAUAUAUAUAUAUAAACAAUUUAGAUCUUUUGUUUAACAUUGUGUAAUCCAAGAAACUACAAAAAGUCUACCGAAAGCCAUAGUAGUUGUACAGUGUUUUGUUAGGUUUUGAAAUGUCAGUUUUUCAUUAAGUAUAUAGAAAGCUACAAAGCGGUAUGUAAUUCAAUAUGUUAACGUAACAUUAUUCAGCAGGUUUGAUUCUACUUUAUAAAGCCAAAUGAGUUAAUUCUAUAGGGAGAUUAAAAAAAACAAAACUUUUAGCCAUAGCUGUAUAUUUAAUGUUGCCGUUUGUCAGUAAUGUGACAGUUUUGAGUACAGAAUGUAGAGAAUCCUACACAAUAAUGCCGUACAAACCAAACCAAUCUGCUGCUGCGCUCAUAUAUUUUAUGCCGCACCAUUGCGUUACAGUCAAUCAUUUUGAAGUUGCCCCUUUAUCCAGGAGUAUUUCAAUUUCCAAUUACUAAGUACUAAGGUAAGUGUCGAAAAUAAAGGAAAAAGAACAGUUGUACCAAAAAAUUGCAGAAUUAAAAUUGAUACUAGCUCUUGAAAGUUUGUUUAUACUACCUUUUUUAAAUCCACUUUUUUUCUAUGACAAGUUAAACCCGUUGGUUAAUGUGUUAUGUUUUCAUACAGAUGUCCAUAUAUAAAGAGGGCUGAAAAAAUAAAGCUGUUAAAUAAAUAGCUUGCAUACUUCAGUGUAUAUUCACCUACAAGUAAUCUGUUUACUUUUUUUGUUUCACUUUUGAUGGAAUUCAAUGAGCCCUACAUGGUUUUUCCUUUUCUUAUUUAAAAAGUAACUAUUUCAGUUUUUACAUACAUACAUACAUACAUGCAGCUUAUCACCAUUUACUGGGUUGUCAUAGGAAAUGGCAUUACUUUUAAAUCUACACAGGAAACUAAAGGGAUUUAAAAAGUUGUCUCUGCAGGCAUUUGUUUUAAACUGGUGAAAACUCAUACAGCACUUAUUUAAAGGUCGCACAGUUUAGAAAAACUGUUUACAGGAUGCACAGUUGUAACAUUUUACUCUCUAUUUGCAAAUAUUGUGUUAUAAUAAUAAUAAUAAUAAUAAUAAUAAUAAUAAUAAUCUUCCAAGGAUACAGCUUGUAACUGCAAAAAAAUAUUCUAGUCAUUUAGUAUGCUAAUGAUCAAGGUCAAAAUGGUUUCUGUGGUUACCAUAGAUGUUAAAAUUAGUUGUUUUAUAAAAAUGAUCAUUUGUAAAUAGCCCUUGUAUUAUAUAUUCAGAUUUCUGAAUCUGCUGAAUGUUUUGUUAAGAGCCUAUGCAAAAUGUGUGAAAGGGAAUCUUGUAUUAUUAUAGUUUGAAACUACAAGUAUAUUUUUUCCAUAUUUAAAAAGCAGCCACCUUUAUUGUUUUCUGCAGUAUUUAUAUAUGAUUGUUAAUUGUGUAUCACAUAGAGCUAAAGAUAACUUUAGCCUUACACAGCUUGAACUAAGCUGAUUUUAAGAACAAACAAAUGUGAAAGAUUCUUUCUUUUAAACCAAAGGUCUUUCUGGCGCCUCUGUACAUGAGUUUUAAGGCUAUCAGUAACGUGAUGAAGUAAAUCACCAUGACCUGCGUCCACGGUACACAGAUGUAAAAAUGUUACUUCGACUUUAACGGGUGGACAGAUGCCUCUGUAUCUUUCCUUUCUGCCUUUUUCAAGUUUCAUACUGGUAAGUGGUUAUAUACUGUAGAUAUAGAUUGUCAGACAGACAGACUAGAUGCCAGCAGAUUAGGACAUCACUGCUAAAGUUUAAUCACAAUUGGUCAAGCCCAUUUCAAGCUCUAUAUUUAAAACUGUAAAGUGACGACGCACGUACGUACAUACACUCGCCUCCAUUUUAACUCCAGCUGGGAAUUUGCAUCCCCAGAGUUGGAGACAAAGCUUUUCCCUUUUAAUCUAGUGAUUUUUUAUUUUAUUUUUUAAAGCAACUAUUGGUUCAAAUUGCUGUAUAAAUGACCUGAAGUAAAUCAUAUAUACAGGAUUUGUGCACCACCAACUCAAAAUUAUGUUAUGAGAUUAAAUUAUUAAUUUGGUAGAAGCUUCCGUGUUUUGGAGUAAAAGGUAGUUUUCAUUUUGGUCUCUCUUUAUGCAGUGUUAUGGAUCGCCAGAGUGCUCCAUUGAUGCCUGUUGUUCCAAUCAGAAAUCCGUGAGUGUGUAUGGGCUGACUGUGCAAACUAUUGACAAUCAUAGUACAUUCUUUAAUUUGUGUGUUUCAGGCGCACAGUAAAAAAAAAAAAAAAGCAUUUUUUUUAAUGUGUAUACUGUAUGUGUUACAAUUAUUUUUGAAUGUGCACUAUUAGGGGGAAAAAUGUAUUUUAUCCCCUCUGGGUUUCGUAAGAGUACUGCAGUAAUCUUUAAAUAUAUUUUCUUACCUCAAGCUUCAGAAGCAUUACAACAUUAUAAAAAGUCCCCUAUUUUUUAUUUAGAUUUUUGAUUUGGGUGAGACCAUUUUGUUUUUACCACAGCAUUAAGUUCCUGUGUUUACUGGUUAUAGGGCUCUCUAUUUCCUUUUACACAGGAAUAGUGAGUGGAUAUCAAGUACUUCAAUCACACUUUAGGAUAAAAGGGAAAACAAAAAGAUCAAAGGGGGCUUGUUGAGGGUAAGAUGAUUUGUUUAAAGGUUUGAUUACCCCUUUCAGGAUUUUAUAUCUAAAUAUGUAAUAUUUUCAUGUACUGUCCAUGAAGAGGUUUUUCGAGUAGCUUUUGCGUUUUGAGUUAAAAUGUUUUUAGGCUAAUUUUCAAAUAAUUUAUACUGUACCCGGCAGUAAGUCAAAAAUCAUUUAAAUGGUUAAAUAAAAUUUUUAAAAAAACAUAUUGCUCCGCAAAAUUUUCAUGUUUUAUAAAAAAGAAACUGACAAAUGUUUGAACUUAAGGGCAUUCUCGGUGUCUUCAAUUGAAAGACUCAUUUUGCAAGGUAAAAUUUGUGGGUUUAAAAAAAGUGUGUUUUCAUUAUAUUUGUAGUUAGUAAUCCAGUGUUGUUUGUGUAAAUAUGUGCCUAAUAUAUCUUUAUACUUUGCUAGCAUAGCAGUUAUAGUUUUCAGUAACAACCUGCAAAUUAUUGUUUUUAAAAAUGGCAAUUUUCAGGUAAAAUAAAAAACACCAUAUAUAUAUAUAUAUAUAUAUAUAUAUAUAUAUAUAUAUAUAUAUAUAUGCAUGCGUGUGUGUGUUUAAGACACAGGGCAUUUUGAUGACUCCGCAUAAGGCCAUCAUUAUAUUCAAAUACCUUGGAUUGAUUGUCCCACUUCAAAGGGAUUAUUUGAUUAGGUAGGCCAGGAUAAGCUGUAUGCAUUGUUUUAGGCCCAUGUAGUUAUUGAAGUAGAUGUCUAUCUUUGUCAAUGUCCAUGUGGAUUUCUGCAGUAAUAUUUUCUCUCUUGGAAUGUUUUAUUAAGAGAGUGAACAGUUAAAACAUGAUGCUUUUGACUUUGGUUUUCUGGCAUGUUGCUCUUAGGAAGCAUACUUUUUGCAUUGAAUUUGUUUUUUUAGUCAAGCACACGUAGUUCCAAAGCCAAACUAUCAGAUAUUAAAGAAGAAUGUAAGAUCCAAUUUUUUUGUGGGUUUAUUGCGGUCAGUGUUUUACAGGUUCCUAGACAUAUUAAAGGAACUGCAGCUUAUAUUUUGUUUGGGUUCUAGAUUUAAUGUUUAGGAUUGUUUAAGCUUGGUGCAACUUUUAUUCUCUAAGUGUCCAACAGCCUUUUUAAAACAUCAAAAAUAUUUAACUUGGUAAUGAAGGGAGACUCCAUUUGUUUUAGCCAUUUUUCAUCUCAACGCCAUUUCAUGUGCAUGAAACUUUAUAUUUGAAAAGCCUGUUGCAGUUUUCAAAAUAUAAAAAAAAUGCAACAGAUUUGAACUUGAAGUGUAAAUCUCAUGUUUUCUGUGAUAUUCCUUUUUAUAUUGUAUUCCUUGUAUGAGAAGAAAACUGUACAUUGUAAGAAAUUACAUUUUAUAUAUUGUAUGAAAGAUGAAUAUUUUGUAAAAA